Messenger RNA from Didymodactylos carnosus, 1059 nucleotides. The record is from the annotation of a GenBank genome assembly. Lineage: Eukaryota; Metazoa; Rotifera; Eurotatoria; Philodinida; Philodinidae.
AUGAAAACGUCUCUAAUUGAGUGUCCGUUCGUACCAAAGUGCUUACCUAUUGAGUUUGGAAAUAUGACAAAAGAACAAUGUCAAAGUCAUUCUUGCAGUGCAACUGUGUACAUCUGCGAUCAAAUGCCUCAAAUACCAGCCAACAGAGCAUGUAUGAAACCACAAUGGUCUGCACGGGCAAUAACAGUUGGUACAGGAUUAAAUCGCCCUGUAGGACUAUUCAUAGAUAAACACGACACAUUUUAUAUCGCAGAUUUGAAUAAUCAUACUGUUCAACACUUUAUAUCAGGCUCAACUAAGGGAAUAAUUGUAGCAGGUGGAAUGGGAGUAGGAGAUGGACCAACUCAGCUAAGGUUCCCUCAUACAAUAAUCAUUGACAAAGACGAUAAUCUUUUUGUCGGCGAUUCUGGUAACCAUCGUGUACAAAAGUUUACCUCUGGUACUGUGAUUGGUACAACAAUUGCCGGUGCAAGAGGCCCAGGUAGUGAACUAUUCCAGUUUAAUGAAAAUUUCGGCAUAGCCAUUGAUCACGAAGAACAGUUGUAUGUGGCUGAUCAGCGCAACAAUCGUAUUAUGAAGUUUUCGCGUGGAUCAAAGUUUGGCACAGUUGUUACAGAACCGAAUGAAUUAAACAACCCAUUCGAAAUUUAUAUUGAUCAAUGCAACACACUGUACAUAGCGGACACUGGUAAUCAUCGCGUCCGUAGAUAUCCACAAAUGAAUCAGGUAGCUGAUACAACAAUAAUAGGAGUCAGUGGGAAACCAGGAAAUGGUUCUCAACAUUUGAAUAAGCCUUGGAGUUUAACAGUCGACACUUACGGAAACGUCUUUGUCUCUGACGAAUAUAAUCAUCGGAUUCAAAGGUGGAGUGUGAGAGACGGUACAAUUCAAACAGUUGCAGAUGUAACAGGGUCUAUCGGCAAUGAUUCCCAACGUUUACACGAGCCAAACGGUGUAGGGUUAGAUUCGAAAGGAAAUCUGUAUGUCGUAGAUCAAUCUAACUAUCGUUUACAAAUCAAUUACGUAAGCACACACGGUGACGGACGUACAUACAUAUAG